Messenger RNA from Humulus lupulus (European hop), 2190 nucleotides. RefSeq lists its product as uncharacterized. NCBI's taxonomy places the organism in Eukaryota, Viridiplantae, Streptophyta, Magnoliopsida, Rosales, Cannabaceae. Bases 1 to 2190 code for a protein of 729 amino acids. The transcript has 5 exons. The record is from RefSeq and is a predicted model, not a curated record.
AUGGAGAACAAGUUUCCAAAUUGGGACUAUCAUACUAGUUCCAUCAUUGAAGGGCGUAUCUUAAUCAUGUGGAGAAGAUUGUCUGUUAAAAUUAUUAUCACAGAGGAAUCUUCUCAAGCUAUUCAUUGUCAGGUGAAAAUGUUGGUUUUGCAGCAAGAUUUUGGGGUUUCAUUUGUUUAUGGUCUAAAUUCGAUUGAGGGCAGGAGGUGUCUUUGGGAUGGCUUACAGAGACCUUAUCAUAUGCUUAAAGCUUGGAUCUAUCUUGGUGAUUUUAAUGCUCCUCUUUCAGGCAAAGACAGAGUUGGAGGCAAGGCAGUUUCAGAUUCUGAGUUACAUGACUCGACAAAUUGGUUGGCUGGUGCUCAGGUUGAGCCUCUUCGGGACCGAAUAGGAGAUCUUCAAGCUAAUUAUCAGAAGGCUAAGGAAAGUUAUCUAAAUGCUCAGCUUCAAGCUCAAGCUCACCCCCUAGAUUCUGAUUACCAAAUAACUGAGAUGUCUGCUGCAGGGGAGUAUGCUAUUCAGGAGAAGCUUUAUCAGAGUUUUCUAACUCAAAGGAGUAAGGUAACCUGGUUGUGGCAAGGAGAUCUGAACACUGCCUUUUUUCAUGCAUUUCUUAAGAAGCGUAAGGCUGAAAAUGGGAUAGUUUCUUUUAUUACAGAGGAAGGGCAGGUAGUUGAUAACUAUACAGAGGUGGUUUCUCAUUUUCUGGGCCAUUUUAAAACUUGUUUAGGCAGUCCUAGCUCAGCUUCAGGCAGGGUUAAUAUGCAGCAUGUUGACUUAGGACCGAAACUCUCAGUUGAUCAACAAAUGUUGCUUCUGAAACCUUUUUCUAAGAAGGAAAUUAAGGAGGCCUUAUUUAGUAUUCCUAAUACUAAAUCCCCAGGUCCUGAUGGGUAUGGCUCCGGCUUCUUUAAAGCUGUUUGGAGCAAGAUUGGAGAAGAGGUUUGCUCGGCCAUCUCCUUCUGUUUUGAAUCUGGCAGGUUUCCUUCUAAGCUUCAUGAUACAACAAUUUCUUUGAUCCCUAAGAUUGCUAAUCCUUCUCGGACUGUCGAUUAUAGGCCAAUAGCUUGCUGUUCUACUCUGUAUAAAUGCAUGGAUAAAUUGAUUUGUAAAAGGCUGGCUGCUGUCCUUCCCGUAAUUGUUCAUCCCAAUCAAGGAGCUUUCAUUCAAGGACGAUCUAUUGCACAUAACAUCAUGAUCUGUCAAGAUCUCAUAAAGAAUUAUGGGAGAGUUUCUACCUCUUCGAGAUGCGCUAUCAAGAAAGACUUAAGCAAAUCUUACGAUACCGUAGACUGGCUUUUUCUUGAAGGUUUGCUGGAAGCUUUAAAGUUCCCCAUUAAGUUUAUAGGCUGGGGUACUCUUCCAGUUGUUAGGAGUGUUAAAAUGGUUCUUGAUGAGUUUGCCAUUGCUUCUGGUUUGAUUAUUAAUACAGGUGAAUCUCAGAUUUUUUUCGGAGGUGUCUCUUUGGAGGAUAGAAAAAGAAUUUCUCAGGAUAUCAACCUUGCAUUGGGUUCUUUUCCCCUAAGUUACCUAGGGGUUCCAAUGAGGCCUACCAAGUGGAAACAUACUGACUUCAAGGAAGUUGAAAGGCUUUGUAGAGGAUUUCUUUGGGGAGUCUCUGGGCAGAGGAGUAAAUUGCAUCUCCCUUCUUGGCAAAAAGUUUGCCUUCCCAAAGCUUAUGGUGGAGUGGGGUUUCGAGAGGGCUCUCUUUGGAACUGGUCUGUACUGGCCAAGUAUGUUUGGGCCUUAUCUUUCAAGCAUGAUUUACUGUGGGUUAAGUGGAUUAACUCCAUUUAUUUGAAAGAUAAAAGCUUUUGGAGCUAUGAGUUAAAGGGGGACUGUAGUUGGUAUUGGCGGAAGUUGUGCCAUCUGAAAAAGUAUUUAAGUUUUGCUGCCAUUGUAGCUGCUGGUAUGAAGGGUAAAUUUCUGUCUUCGAAGCUGUAUAAUAGUCUCUUGACUCAGCAAAAGGAUGAGUAUUUUUGGACAGUUUGGAGCAGGAUUAUCCUCCCCAAACACAAGUUCAUGUUGUGGCAAGUGAUACAUUCUCAGUUAUUGACUAGAGAUAACCUUAACAGAUUUCAUAUCCCUCUGAUCUCAUUGUUGUGUCCGGCUAUGCAGCGUGGCCUUUGGAUUUCAAGAGCUGGCUGGUUUGGCUCACCAGAACUAGGAGCGGUGCCAAGGCUAGUAUAG